CCCCACACAAGACAUAUUCAUUUGCAAACACUCUGCAAAUUUAGGUUUUGAUCAGUUUGCACAGCUAGCCAUGGCUAAUUACUUUCGCUUCAUUAUCUUGCUCUUAAUGAUCAUGGGGGUAUCUAGAUAUCCAGUAAGGGUUCAGGCAACCCGUAUCUUGCGCCUUGAUCAACAAGGCUAUUCGAGCUUUGCCACUCUUGGAAUUGUGUGCAAAUGCUGUGAUGGUCCAGGAGGUGAGUGCAGGACUACAAUGGAUGCUUCUUGCCCUAAGCCUAAACGACAGUGUUAUCCAUGGAAGUUUCACUGACUUCGGACAAGUUUUACGAUCUAUGUUUUGAAAUUGCUCCAUAUAUGAUGUUUCUAGUUGUUAGGAAUAACUUUAUGGGAUUUCCUAUUUAUGUAUUUCUCGUAUAAUAAGCUUUAUAUAACAGGGAGUAAAACUUCUCCUCUUUA
Messenger RNA from Rubroshorea leprosula, 453 nucleotides. NCBI's taxonomy places the organism in Eukaryota, Viridiplantae, Streptophyta, Magnoliopsida, Malvales, Dipterocarpaceae. The record is from the annotation of a GenBank genome assembly.